GUCAGCCGGGUGGGAGGGAGAGCCCUCAGCUCUCAGCAUGAAGGCUCUGUGCCGGGAGGAUGUGCGAUCAGGCAGCCCGCUACUGCAAGGACGGCGUCCACAAACUACUCACUAAGGAACAGCCGAAACUGCGGGCUGCAAGCAGCGAGGCAGCGACGGCUGCGCACUCCGGCAGCGGCAGCGCUCAGCUCGGCGGCAUUGACGGGCUAGUCCGCUGGAUCGUCACCAAGAUGAGCGACAGCAAGAACCUUUCCAGCCGGGAGAUGCUCAAGGAGGAGCCGGUUGCGACCCGGGAGCCUCGAAAAGGCAUCUCAGUCAUCCUCGAUAUAUUUAGAAGAGCAGACAAAAAUGAUGAUGGAAAGUUGUCCCUGGAUGAGUUUCAGGCAUUCUUCUCUGAUGGAACUCUCAACGAACAGGAGCUGGAGAAGCUUUUUCACACUAUCGAUUCCGACAAUACCAAUAAUGUUGACACUAAGGAGCUGUGUGAAUACUUUGCCUCUCACAUGGGAGACUAUGAAGAUGUGUUGGCUUCCCUGGAGACUCUCAACCUCUCCAUUCUUAAGGCCAUGGACUAUACUAAGAGGGUUUAUGAGCGAGGCACCAAUGUGGACCAGUUUGUGACACGCUUCUUGUUAAAAGAGACUGCCAAUCAGAUUCAGUCACUGCUGAAUUCUGUGGAGAGUGCUGUGGAUGCCAUAGAUGAGCAGACCUCUCAGUCCAGGCAUUGUCAAAGCAAAGAGAGUCAUGUUGUAACAGACCGCUGGUACAACAGCAAGGUUCCUGACUAUCCUCCCAACAACAGAGUUAUGGCUAAGGAGCAGAAGAGGAACAUCCAGCCUAGUAAAGGUCCAGUAGAGGUCAAAGAAGAGGGCCUGGAAAUUCAGAUUAAAAGACUGGCUGAGCUAAUCGGGCGACUAGAGAACAAGACUGUAUGGUUUGAUGUUCACCAGAGGCUGACAGAGUCCGACGGGACAGCCUGCGCAUGUUUGUACUUGGUCCGCCAAGAAAUGGUGGUUUCCCAGAAACACCUUGGAGAAUUCUGUGAGGCGCUGAAAAAUUAUCUGAAAAACAUCACAACCUUGAAAGACUGUUUCCAUGCUACUGCCUUGAGGCUUCCCGAUGGAAUCACCUUUGUUUUGUAUGAAUUCUGGGAGGGAGAAGAGGAGUGGAAAAGGCAUCUCCAGAGUGCAGUCUGUAAGGCACUCCAGCACGUGAAGGUGGACACCCUGGUGCAGCCUGAAGUCAUGUCCCAUGUUGCAGUGCCAGCUGCAUGGUGCACUCUGAACCAGGACUGACUGAGCCUGCCUGGUCCAGCCCGGACAACCCUGAGCUGCUGUUUCCAGAACUUUCUUCUCAGUAUCUGUUCACUGAAUGCUCUUCCUCUCUGCAGAGGGCAUCCUCGCCUUUUUUUGUAAUGACUUGUUUACAAACCGCAUCUGUUAGAUACUAAACAUAGCACACGUAAGGAAUGCUGGGUCUGUGAGGGCGUAACGGCCUUCUUUGAAAGUGAGGAAUGGUAAAGUCACUGUCGGAUUCAGAGUGCUGCUCACAUGGCAGAAUCGUGACCAUGAGGUCGUCCUUUGGCUAAGUUCCAAAUAUGCAUCCCAUGGUUUUCUCUACCUUUCUUACCGAGUGCCAUUGGAAUAAACAAUCAAAAAAAGACACCGUUCAGAUUAACUCUUUGAGGGCUGAAUCAAGUUUUCUGAAAAGCACACAAAGCAAUGUUUGUUUGUUUUUUUUUUGUUCUUUAUUUCGCCUUACACAAUUUCUCAUAUUAGGAAUUUGUUACUUUUCACAUACCCCUUGGGGUCAGAGUGCCCCUGGAGCAAUUACAGGUUAAGGGUCUUGCUCAAGGGCCCAGCAGAGUUGGAUCUCUUUUGGCAGUGACGGGGAUUCGAACCGGCAACCUUCUGUUAACCAGCGCAGAUCCUUAGCCUCAGAUUCACCACUCUGCCCCUUCACACAUAAAAGUCAACAUAAAACGUCUGUUGCUAUGUGCUGUGGCUGCUGUUGGCGCACAUUCGGCAUCUCUGGUGGCAGCAACUGCAUGGGGGCACCUCAGUGGUCAACAGGAAUGCACGGUGGGCCAGCUGCCUGGCUGUCUUCACACAGCAGGUGGGCAGCAGUGGCGGUCGCAGUGUGACACAAUAUGGUCUGUACCUUCUGUCAUCGUAAGUGGUGAUCCUCCCAGGCAAACACUGCUGUUUCAGCUACACGAAAGUGUUCAGCACCAUGAUCAGCUGGGGACCGAUCAGAUGUUGCUGGUACCUCAUUUUCAUUUUUGAUAUCCAUCUCCAGAUCACUUGCAUCAAAAUCAGAGUCUGACGAGUCAGAGUCUUAUUCAACGAAAUUAUGUAAAACGCCCAUGGAGUAUUUUGCUUUGGACAUUCACUUUGGUCUCUCGCCAGAUGUCGGUGCCAAUUUAGAGGUUGUUUGCUCUUCGCUACUCAUGCACACGUAGGGAGUCGAGGUUAAAUCAACAAAGCUAUGUAACUUUCCUUCUAGCUAAGAGAGUCGAACUAAAACGUAAAGGUGAGUUUUGUUGCAGUUUACCGCUGAUUACCGUCCUCUACUCCUGAAUUUUGACAAAAGUUGACAUCAGCCCUGAAAGAGUUAACCUUGGAGGCCUCCUCUACAGAAGACCACUCGGGAUCUUCCAGCAGUUGGAGGACCUCCAAGUUUUUCAGAACGCAUUCAUGAAGGCCCACUGUCCAGUUUCUUCUCUGUCCACAAUCAGUUUAGAACAGGGGUAGGCAACGUCAGUCCUGGAGUGCCACAGUAUGUGCAGGUUU
Erpetoichthys calabaricus (reedfish) is the source of this 2792-nucleotide messenger RNA. RefSeq names its product N-terminal EF-hand calcium binding protein 2 (gene necab2). The transcript is spliced from 13 exons. Gene Ontology annotation, molecular function: calcium ion binding. Gene Ontology annotation, biological process: regulation of amyloid precursor protein biosynthetic process. Gene Ontology annotation, cellular component: cytoplasm. The record is from RefSeq and is a predicted model, not a curated record. The coding region runs from base 60 to 1295 and encodes 411 amino acids. NCBI's taxonomy places the organism in Eukaryota, Metazoa, Chordata, Cladistia, Polypteriformes, Polypteridae.